GAAAAGGACCCUCCAGCCACCCCUGCUGUGCAUCAUCCUCCAAGAUUCAGUCCAAGCCACGAGUCUCUAAUUUAGGUUCACUUUUGCCCUCUUGUGGGAUGCGCAACUGAUUGAUCGUCCUCCCUCUGCUCCUGCUGUCAGAAUGUUGCUCGCUUUCUUCUUCGGCACUCUGAUCUCUAGGAGUAGCUCCCUCAUACUCAAGGAUGACGUUGGAAAACUGCCAGCACUCGGCUGGAAUUCAUGGAACGCGUACCAUUGCGAUAUUACGGAAUCCCAAUUCAUCACCGCGGCCCAGAAACUGGUCGAUUUGGGUUUGAAGGAUGCAGGCUACGAAUACGUGAAUAUCGAUGACUGUUGGUCGGACAAAGACCAUCGCGAUGCGGACACCAACCGUCUCAUACCCAAUACGACCCGGUUCCCGGAUGGAAUCAAAGGGACGGCGGAUAAGAUCCAUGACCUUGGCCUGAAGAUCGGUAUCUACAGCAGCGCGGGAACGAAGACUUGCGCGGGGUAUCCAGCAUCCAUCGGUUAUGAAGACAUCGAUGCAGCCACGUGGGCGGAAUGGGGCAUCGAUUAUCUAAAAUACGACAACUGCAAUGUCCCGCAGAACUGGACCGAUGAGUGUCGAGGCUGCGUCCCCGAAAAUCGGCCUGACCUGGUGAACGGAACAUGUACCAGCACCACUGACCUCUGCCCAUCCGGCUACGACUUCUCUCAAUCCAACACGGCCGAGCGCUACCGCAUCAUGCGCGACGCUCUCCUCUCCCAAAACCGCAGCAUCCUCUACUCGCUCUGCGAAUGGGGAGAGGCCAGCGUCCAGCAAUGGGGCAACAGCACGGCCUCAUCGUGGCGCAUGUCCGGCGACAUUGACCCCGCUUGGUCACGCAUUCUCACCAUCCUCAACGAGAACUCAUUCUACCUCAACAACGUGGAUUUCUGGGGCCAUUCGGAUGCCGAUAUGCUUGAAGUGGGGAACGGGAUCUCCAUCGAAGAGGCGCGCACGCAUUUCGCUUUUUGGGCGGCUAUGAAGAGUCCGUUGCUUAUUGGUACUGAUCUUGAGCAAGUACCGCGAGAUGAGGUCGACGUACUCAAGAACUCAUACCUCCUGGCUUUCUCGCAGGAUGGAUUGUACGGGAAGCCAGCGAUGCCGUAUAAGUGGGGGACAAAUCCGGAUUGGACAUUCAACGCGUCUUUUCCGGCAGAGUAUUGGAGUGGUGCGAGCAGCAAUGGCACGUUAGUGCUCCUAUUCAAUCCCUACAACGAUACGCGAUCAAAGACGGCAGAUUUUGGAGAAAUACCGGGGCUGGGGGACGGCAAGUAUCAGGUUACGGAUAUCUGGAGUGGGAAGGAUAUGGGGUGUGUGGAUUGGAAGAUUGACGUGGAUGUCGAGGCGCAUGACACGGCGGGAUAUCUUGUUGGCGAUGGCUGCUAUUAGCAUUACCUGGCUAGAAGGUCAACACAUUGAGGCACUUCACGGGGCAUGUUGCCAUGGAGCGAUUAUCAAUGACUAAGUAGAAGCUACCCCUCG
Trematosphaeria pertusa is the source of this 1528-nucleotide messenger RNA. Its product is annotated as glycoside hydrolase family 27 protein. The transcript has 5 exons. Gene Ontology annotation, biological process: carbohydrate metabolic process. NCBI's taxonomy places the organism in Eukaryota, Fungi, Ascomycota, Dothideomycetes, Pleosporales, Trematosphaeriaceae. The record is from RefSeq and is a predicted model, not a curated record. Gene Ontology annotation, molecular function: hydrolase activity, hydrolyzing O-glycosyl compounds. Bases 143 to 1435 code for a protein of 430 amino acids.